Messenger RNA from Apodemus sylvaticus (European woodmouse), 210 nucleotides. Its product is annotated as beta-defensin 1. Gene Ontology annotation, biological process: defense response to Gram-negative bacterium; defense response to Gram-positive bacterium; innate immune response in mucosa. Gene Ontology annotation, molecular function: CCR6 chemokine receptor binding. Gene Ontology annotation, cellular component: extracellular region. The coding region runs from base 1 to 210 and encodes 69 amino acids. The record is from RefSeq and is a predicted model, not a curated record. Lineage: Eukaryota; Metazoa; Chordata; Mammalia; Rodentia; Muridae. The transcript has 2 exons.
AUGAAAACUCAUUACUUUCUCCUGAUGAUGUUAUUUUGUAUUUUCUCCCAGAUGGAGCCAGGUGUUGGCAUUCUCACAAGUCUUGGACGAAGAACAGAUCAAUACCGAUGCCUCCAACAUGGAGGAUUCUGUCUCCGCUCCAGCUGCCCGUCUAAUACCAAACUACAGGGAACCUGUAAACCAGACAAGCCCAACUGUUGUAAGAGCUGA